This is a messenger RNA of Ceratitis capitata (Mediterranean fruit fly), 4563 nucleotides long. RefSeq lists its product as uncharacterized. The record is from RefSeq and is a predicted model, not a curated record. Bases 169 to 4557 code for a protein of 1462 amino acids. The transcript has 10 exons. Lineage: Eukaryota; Metazoa; Arthropoda; Insecta; Diptera; Tephritidae.
CGAAGCUGCUUAGAGAAAAGCUUCACAAUAUAUUCUCACCAGUAUGUUUGUUCGUGGAAGCUCGCAAUAAAGUUACAGUCGAAAAAUCGAUAACAAUAGUGCAGUACUAAUUGUUUUUAAAUUUUGAUUUACUGGAAAUUGCCGCUUAAUUUAUUGGUUUUAUUUACGAUGGAAUCUAAGCGAGGAGAAAGGAGAAGUUCACUUAAGCACCCAGACACUACAGGGAUUAAACGAUUUGGAAGCUCGGUUGAAACAUCUCGAGUAAAUCGUCGUAUAAGUUUUUCUGGCAGGAAAUCAGUCAGGGAAUUCCAUUCAGAAGAGAAGCCCAAGACCUGGAACAAUUCAUACGAAGUAUCAGAUCACAUCAACACUUCUGACGGUAGUUCAGAAGGCUAUAUGAAAGGAGCAAUUAGUAAGACUCAAGGGAAACCAAAUAAUCUUUCAUUGGAUUAUAAGGAAAAUAUUGCUUCUAAUAAUUCUACCUGCGAAUACAAAAGUUUAUACAGAAGAAAGAGCUUAGAAUCUUUGAACAAAUGCAAUGAAUCAUCUUGUAUGGGUAAAGAAGAUGCUAAGAACACUGAUGAAAAUAUUUCAUUUUAUAAAAUCAGAAAUGAGGUGAUUGUUGAGAAUGCAGCAAAAAAAUCACAAUUAACAUACUUUGGAAAUGAUGCUAUGGUAGUGGAUGACAGGAGUAUGACCAAUGCUAAUAAGAGGCUAAGUAUAAUUCAAUCGAUGGAAAUGGAUAUAUCAAAAGAGGAAAAUGUAACUCUCCAAACAAUUAACAAUGUUGAAAUGGUUAACGAUGAAGAAAUCGAGACAAUUACAAGAAGUUUCAAAGAUCAGCUCUCAUCAAUUACAUUUGAAUCAAUGGAUAAUGGAAAGAAAACAAAUAAAAGAAAGUCAACUAAUAAGAACGUAACCAUGGAUAUUUCCAUGAAUGUAGAAGAGCCUGUUAAGCUUCAGGAUGUACUCAACACAGAGCCACAAGAAUAUAAAUAUUCCGAUUUAGUUGAAGAAGAUACAUCGCUUCCACAUCCGCUUUCGCAAAAUACUACAACAAAAAUAUCACUUGCUUCGAAAGAGGUUGUUUCAAGAAAAUUCGGCACCUCUGAUAAAAAGGUAUUGAGUGAGGAAAUACCAGAAUUGCAAAAUCAUCAACCUAUAUGUGAGGAUUCAAUAAUUAAAUCAAAAUCCGACGGCUUGGGUUUAACUGUUAACAGUCCCUCAAACAUGGAAGUUGAAUUGGAUAUCAAAAGUAAUAUUUUAUCAAGCAUUAGUUUCAACUCCCCCUUGUUUCCACCAAUUAUGAACAAGAAACUUAACUUCCGUCAAUUGAAUGAUGAUAUUGGGGGUGGAAAAAUUGUAAUAUUUCCUAAUAAAAUUGUGGAAAAACAAAUCCCUAAUAUUUGUAUUGAUUCUAAUAGUAAUAUGAAGCCUGAGGUUCAUAAUAGAGAAUGUUUUGAAAAUGUUGCCGACAAAAUUAACGAAAGAAGCUCUGCGGAUUGUACUGAAAACGAAGAUAUGGUAUCAGAUAGUACAAGUUUUCUUGUGAAAGAAAAGGUGGGCGAUGAUACGAUUCUACACAACCAUUCCAUAUGUCUCGAUUAUCAGUACAGAAGAAAUACAAUUCAUUGUAACUCAAAAAUCGAUACAAACUAUUCCUCAGUGGAAGAGUUGGAACAAGAAAAUAAUAUAAACACGUUGGGUAUGGAGAAAGAAAUAAUAUUAAAAAAGCCGGAACAGUUUGAUAAUAAUUAUAAAUCUAUAAGAAAGUCAAUAUAUGAAAUUCAAGAUAUGAGUUUAAAUGGAACAAACAUUCAAAAUAUAUCAAAUGAUAUUUCGAAAAGCAUUGAUCUUGAAACUGCUGAAUUAUGUUAUGAAGUUGCUUUGCAAAAUGACGAAGAUAAUACCAAGAAACACACUAUUUAUUUUAAUCAAGAUAUUGAGCCUACCCUAAACGACGAACUUUCUCUAUCAGAAUCCAAUAAUUAUUCAUUAGAAUUACAAUCUUCUAACAAUAAAAAUAUAGAUGAAAUGAAAAAAGAAGCUUAUGCAAUUAAAUCUACCCCGAUUUCAAAAGUUAAAUCCGGAUCUAAAGUUUUUCUAAUGCGACAGAAGGCCCUUGAUACAAGUGACUGUGGCAGCGAUUCGUUCAGCUUAAAUUUAAAAGAAGCAAGAACGGCUUUAUCAAGUAAUUGCAAACGGCGAAUUGAGGGUACUCCACAUCGCUCUUUCCUGGAAUUCGUAUAUUUAGAAAGAAAAGUGGAGCAGGACAAUCGCAUUUCUUUCGAAAAAGAAUGUACUGAAACAACUUUAAAUGUUAAGCACACUCGGGACGCAAAUGAGUUGUCAAAAGAAUGUAAUCAAAAUGAUUUUGAAAAAAAUGUAGAAAAUCAAGAUAGAAGAGUGGUUCCACGCAAAUCUACCCUCCUUAAUAAGGCAGGUUUAAAAACUGUCGAAAUAGAGGAACAGGCAAUUCCGAUGAUAGUGAGCCCUAUAUCCUGUCAAAUAAUCAAUAAGCGGUCUACAUUACAUUUGACUCCAAAUUUACCACUACCUAAAAAAAGGCAAACACUUAUGUUUGACGAUUUUGGAAUGGAUGAAUCUAUAUGUUCCGAUAAAAUACAAUCAAACGAUCUUAUCAAUAGUGGAAACGAACUAAUCAUUAAAACGGACACUUCUGAUGAAUCAAAAUGUAAAAAAUUGGAUUUCCAACCUCCUACUGAGUACGGCGAAUGCAGUAUCUCUUUGGAAAACACCAGCAUAAAAUUGGACGUUUCUAACCAAAUGCAAACAGAAAAAGAAACUUUUGUGGAACUCGAAAAUAGCGGUCGGCAAGUGGACUGCUUAGAAUCGUUCAAAAGUGGUAUUCCAAUUUUAUUAAAUCAUAAAGAUAAUGAGCAAAAACCAAAAACUUUAAAUUCGCCUUCGAGUAAAAUAAAUACUUCAAUGGUGGUGGACCUUUGUAAAGACUCUGUUCAACUACCACCCUUAGCCACCUCUAUCGAAAUUCGAAACUCGGUUAUAAACAUGCCGAUUCCAUCUCACGAUACAACAGUUGAUCUUGAAAUCGAGGAUAUAAAUUACAAAAUAAAAAAUUGUGAUUUACUUGAAAAUGAAAAUUCUAAAAAAGAGGGUUGUGUUUUUGAAGAUAAUCCAAUUACAAUAUCGGACGUAUCCGUACAUUACUUAGCGCAGCGAACAUCGAAUUUUAUGAAAAUUGAUAAAAAUGAGGACAAAUACGAUUUAACGGAUUCGAACAAAACAGCUGUGUUUAAUAAACAAUUCAUUAAUCUUGAGCGUGAAAUUUCACCUUUGUGUAUUUCUCAAAUCGAAGAAAUUGAUAAGACGCGUUUGAGCUUAGUUGAAACAUUAUUGUCGGAAAAUGCUGAGGAGGAUAAUGAAACAAAGGAGCUCUCAUCCGAUGAGGAAGUAGAAGUUGUCCAUAAUUGCACCGCCAAUAACCAUAAGUAUGUUCCAGUUGAAGAUUGUUCAGCAUAUCUUGAAGAGAAAAAUAAGACUAUGGAUUUAACGUCUCCUAAGGCAAAAAAAUCAAUGAUAUGUCGUCGGUGUAAAUAUUGCCAGGAAAAUUUUACUUCAGAAAGUAUGUCAGUCACCACUGAGUCGUUUGUUUUACCACCCAUGCCACCAUUUCCGUCUCUUGGCUUAGAACGGUUAGAGAGACUUCGCAAGUGUCCUAAAUUGAAAGAUGUUCACGAAUAUUGGCGUAGAAAGUCAUUGGAAAAGAAAGGAGCAAAUAUGUCCAUUACCCUUGAGCCGAUCAUGGAUUCGGAUGACGAACAAAGUACAGAUUUUAUGAAUAGUAUUUUUGUUAAGGAAAUAGAGGCGUUUAAGAGAAUCGAAAGUCUGGUCAAUGAAUUGAAAGUAAAAACAAUACAAACGGAUAUGUUUUUCAAAAAUUUGAAUGAAACUCUAAGUAAAGAAUUACCAAAGUGGGUGUUGAACUACCAAAUGAGGACAAAGAAUAUAAUGCGGUUUAUUCACAAAAAUUAUGUUUCAUUUUCUAUUGAAAUGCAUUACGAAGACAAAGACCAACUUGGAAAUAAUAUUUUCAUUCAAGAUGUUUGUUUAAAUACUGGUCGAGUCCCAACAAAAUAUUGGAAGCCUAUAGAUCAUAUUUUGGAUUUUAAUCUCAAAGUCAAUUUGCCGCUUGAUUUGAAAACGCUUCUCAGUGGAAGUAAAAUAAAUGUAAUGCAGAUGUUAAGGCACAUUGAUGAGAUAUGCAAUAAAGUUGCUAAAGACGGUUUAAGGUUAUGGAGAUUAGUGUGCCAAGAGGAAGCUGCUAUAAUUAUAGACUCAAAUCGCAUAUUUGUGAAAAAGAUUGAACACUUCAUUGAACAAGGAGAUUCAUAUCGCCAUCCCUCUGUGAGAAAGACUGAGUUCCGAAUAGAAGUUAAUAAUAUUAGAUGCCUAUCAGUCAAGGAUAUAAUAUCACCUCCAGUAUAUACAUUAUCCAACGAAUUGCAAUUUUUACCCACCGGAAUAGAUUUUAUUGAAAAAAUUAUUAAAUCUCCAUCCAAAUAUUUGAAACAAUAAUAUUAA